Molecule: messenger RNA, 1748 nt
Organism: Pseudoliparis swirei
Lineage: Eukaryota; Metazoa; Chordata; Actinopteri; Perciformes; Liparidae
Gene: hemgn
Product: hemogen
Exons: 3
Coding region: 224-988 (254 amino acids)
Source: RefSeq, a predicted model, not a curated record
CAUUUUCUCUCUCUCUCUCUCUCUCUGUCAAUGCUGUGCCAACUCCUCCAGCUUUACAAAUACGAUAAGACCAAAGCUGCAAGAACUCUUUCAGCACAAUGAUAAUGGUUAACCAGAUAGUUCAUUUAGGGGUGGGAAAAGAAAACAGUGAGAAGUUAUUCUGUCUUUUUCUCGGAGCUUGCACGCCUGCAAAGAGUGGAAUUCAUUCAUAGCGGGACUCAGAAUGGAGGAGAAACAAGAGUCGGCAUAUAAACAUUCGAAUGAGGACCAAGGUGGGAUCCAUCACCGAUUGCGGGACAGGAAUCUUCUCAGGAAGAGAAAAGCGGAAGCAGAAGAGAAGGAGACUAACCAGGUUGAGAGCCAGAGGAAAAAACACAGGGCUGAGAGUAGCACAAAGAGGAGAGGGCGGCCCAAGAAGAGUGAGCCCACGCCGGAGAUCUCUGUCAUUCAGGAGGAGGCAGCUGUGUCUCAGGAAGUUCCUGUGGUGGCGGUCCCUGAACCAACGGAGGUCGACCCAGAUCAAACACCAGGUUCUUUAUCCCCUUUACUUGCUGUGGAGUCACAACCUUCACCUGUCCAUGCUGCCCCUGAACCUCGGCCACUGUUUGGAUCCAUCCAAAGCUCCAUCUUUGCUCCUACUCUGACUUCUCCAGCACCAGUUAAGCCGACUCCAGCCCUUUUUUCACCCGUAGCUCCUGAUCCAUUUCCCGUCAAAGUUCUAGAUACGGCUCCAGUCCCUGUUCUAGAUUCAGCUCCAGCUCCAGAUGCUGUUCCGGUCACAGUUCCAGACCUGACUCAAGCCCCUGUUCCAACUGCAGCUCUUGCUCUUGCUGCAGCUCCUCUGCAGGUGGAGACCAUCUUCACAGAGGCACAAUGCAGGGAGGCCCAUGACCAGGUCCUGAUUAAGGACCUAGGCUCUGAGGAGGAGGGGGACAUCUCUUCAUCUCAAGACAAAAGAGCCGAUGACGGUAUUAAAGAGGAGAAUUAGACUGUUUGAGAAUGAAUGGUGUGGAAAAUGUUUGUUAAUAUUUGUCUUAAUAUUAAUUGUAUGCUGGUUUUUUUAUAGCUUUGAUUGGGACAUCGUCGUACAACAUACCUGACCCAAACAAAAUGUUCUCAAUUCCAACCGUGUCCCUGACGCCUCCUCCACAGAAAUAUUUCCCAGGAAAUGUAUUCUGAUUUUCUAAAACACUUUUCAGAUACUGCCUCGGCUCAGGCUUCCUUCUUUUCUGAUCACAGUUUGCAUUCAAGUAUUAUCUUGGUUAGUGUUGGUUGAAGAGACCACACAUACUGAGCAUUUGCAUUCCUUAUUUGACAAAUGUAUCAAUUCAAAACAAACCUGUAUGCUUAUUUAUUCUGGUUUGUUCUUCAUUGAAAAACUCACAAAUUCUAUUUUGUCAUUUGCAGUGAGAAAACUGCUAAUUUAGCUUGCUUUCAAUUAAGAGUAAAUUGUAGAAAUCACUGGGUAUGAUGUGUUUGUAAUUUGGUAUUUAUUUGAUAGAAUUGUGUAUAAAGUUGUUUUUCACCUCAUAAAAAACUCUGCUUACAAUCAUCUGAAAGUGGUUAUAAUGGUCUUUAUUAUUAUGUUAGAAAUAUAUGCUCAAUGAUACAUUGAUAGAAUAGAUUAUAUUGAUCCGUCCGAUGUGAUGUGCUGGGACAGGGGAUGUCGUAUGUGUACAGAUUGUAAAGCCCUUUGAGGCAAAUUUGUAAUUUGUAAUGUUGGGCUAUAUUAAAAAAACUGAACACAA